GAAGUGACGUCCGUGACUAAGACAGGUUCGGGGAGGUUCUGAGCUAGUCGCUCGGGUAAACAGUGUUGGGGUUGUGGUCCGGCGGUCGCUAUGAGCUGCACCAUCGAGAAAAUCCUGACAGACGCUAAGACGCUGCUGGAGAGGCUGCGGGAGCACGAUGCGGCUGCCGAGUCGCUGGUGGAUCAGUCCGCGGCGCUGCACCGGCGGGUGGCAGCUAUGCGAGAGGCGGGGACAGCGCUUCCGGAACAGUAUCAAGAGGAUGCAUCGGAUAUAAAGGACAUGUCCAAAUACAAACCUCACAUUCUGCUGUCCCAAGAGAAUACACAGAUUAGAGACUUACAGCAGGAAAACAGAGAGCUAUGGAUUUCCUUGGAGGAACACCAGGAUGCUUUGGAACUCAUCAUGAGCAAAUACCGAAAACAGAUGUUACAGCUAAUGGUUGCUAAAAAAGCAGUGGAUGCUGAACCAGUCCUGAAAGCUCACCAAUCUCACUCUGCAGAAAUUGAGAGUCAGAUUGACAGAAUCUGUGAAAUGGGAGAGGUGAUGAGGAAAGCAGUUCAAGUGGAUGAUGACCAGUUUUGUAAGGUUCAGGAGAAACUAGCCCAGUUAGAGCUUGAAAAUAAGGAACUUCGAGAAUUAUUGUCCAUCAGCAGUGAGUCGCUUCAGGUCAGAAAGGAAAACUCAGUGGACACUGCUUCUCAAGCCAUCAAAUAACCAGCUGCUGAAUGACAGCUGGAGAUUGUUUAUUAAGGAAGGACGUUAUCUUUCUAUUUGAGCAUUGUCCUUUCAGUGUCUUGCCUCAGACUUGAUUUAGUGUUGAUAAAAGAAAUCAGGUGGCAGUUUAGAAUUGGCAGUCAAAGUUGGCUGUCCACAAAACAGUUUUUGGGUGUGUCAGUGAAAAUACGCACUGAAUUUCACCAUUCCCUUCUCUAAGAGACGAUGUUUAAUUUUCAUUUCUGGGACCUCGAUUUCUAUAAACUGGGUUUUCAGUUCAUUUUUGGUUUUUCACAUCUCUGAAUCUUUGAGCAUUGUAUUAUAAGGCAGUGAUUUGAUUUUACAUAGGAUUGUAAAUCAAAAUUAUGAAAAAAUUUAAAGAGAUUAACUUCUUAAAUCUAUUUGGCAUAAACCCAGAUUAUUCUCCAUUUGAGAAAAACAAAAUUCUGCAGAACUAGAUUGGCAAAUUCUCUGAUCUGUAAUGCCGUUCACUUUCUAUGAAGUUGUAAGUCUCUCUGGUGCUAAGAGUUUGCACUUCAUGGCCUGUGUCUUUACUCUGAAUUUGAGAGAACCUACUGCUAGUCUCCAGGAAACGCUUGAAAAUAAGUCAGCUGGCCCUGGCCGGUGUGGCUCAGUUGGCCGGAGUGUCGUCCCAUAACCAAAAUGUUGCGGGUUCAGUUCCCCGUCCAGAUGCAUACAGGAGGCAACCAACUGAUGCUUCUCUCUCGAGUAGAUGUUUCUCUUCCUUCCUCUUCUCUCUCUAAAAGCAAUGAAAAAAUGUCCUCGGGUGAAGAUAAAAAUAGUAAGUCAGCUGUUUUUUCCCAAUAGUAGGAUAGUCAUAUGUUCAGAGAAUGCUGAGAAAUUAGUCUUGUGUAUGUGGACAUACACAUGCACACUUAGUUCAAAUGCUAAAAGCUUUUAUUUGUUCUCUUUGAUAUUCAUAAUCAAUUUUUCAGUUUUUUCCUACUAGGAAAUCUUAAACUUAGGUGGUUUACCUAGCGUGAAGAGCAUAUAGUAGGUUUACUCACAUCUUAGUUCUCAGGUACUACAUUCUACUAUUUAAUUUAUAUAUAAUUUCUGUUUAUAUUUAAGAACCAUCAUUUACUUGGAAAUCUUUCAUUACAAGUACCAAUAAUUGGCUUUCAUUUUAGAUCCAUUUUUCACAAGGAAGCAAGUUUUAUCACUCAGUGAGAGUUAUGUCACAUUCAUAGUGCUGUGCAGACAGCCAAGCAGUGUUGAGAUUCAAGUGCUGAGUGGUCAGCCAAGCUCAUUCAUCAUCUCAUUCCCCCAUCUCAUUUACUCACAUUACUUCAUGUUAUACUAUCAAUUUAGAUUUGCUCCAAAAAAACUGAAAUAAUGAAUGCUAGACCUGUCAAUAUUUUCUAAUAACAUUAAGCAUCAUAGUACAUGAGAGAAGCACAGCAUUAAAGAGUUCUGUGUUAGUGUUUUGUGUGAUGUAAAAUUUCUUUUGUACUGCCAUAAAAAAUUCCCACUAAAACAACAAGAUCUCUCCAAGAUAUCCUAAGAGCAUCUGAUCCCAUUGGUAAUACUAAUGAACUUUGCGUUCAGUAGUGAGCUUUAACGACUAUGUAUAUGUUCUUUUAGAAUUUAUCAAGUUUCUAUUCAAAGUCCUGCAUAGAACUUGAAAAAAAAAAACAUGUCUACCCCAAGUGUGGGCACCUUUAUGUCACUUCCCAAGAGGUAAGUAAACUUUUAGCCCAGCCAUUUGCCUUGAAGUAUACGCCCUAAGUCCCACCACAUGUCCUGCAAUUCCAGUUCAGAAGGUAGGUCCCCUAUGCCAUUUGUCAGCUGCCAUGGCCACUUUUCAGUGAAAGUGGUAGUCAGAUGGCCCCUUGAAGUGAAACAUGGUGUCCCUUUAUCUGUCUGAGGUUCUUUUAAGUUGUUUUUAAAGUGCUGUGCGUCUCAGGAUAGAUGUGUUUGCCCACUUUUCCCCUGGCAAAUCAAAAGCUUUAAGUCUGAAUGAGUCUAGCUCUCAGCACUAUACAUGACAUAAAUUCUGGCUGGUGUUAAUGCUUUGAAGAUAAUGUAUCAUUAAAAUGCAAAGUAAAAGAAUGUUUUUUCACUUUAUGUAAAAAUGUUUUCUUUGCAGUGGAUGGAGGGACUGGACUGGUUUGCAAAAUCAGUACAAACUUAUCUUUGUAAUAAAAACCUGAUUUAGAAAAUGUCAGCUAAUUUUAAUCAGUAAUGAGUCUAAUUACUAGGAAGUGCAAAGGUUUAUUUUUCACAUGUAUAGCAACCUGUUAAGUAGACAGCAUUUUCAUAAAUAUUUUGUAAUUAACACAAUGUAGGCGGCAGUUAACUAUACAAAUAGUUGUUUUUGAAAUGGUUUUAGAGAUUUCCUCAUGAUUAGAAAUCAAAUUAUGUGAUUCCAGAUCAAAUUAUAAAAUUGAAAUUAAAUUUGGAAGUAUCUUGAAAAUGAUUAAAUAUUACCGAUAUUUACUUUUAUUACCUUGACUUAUAUUCUUAGACAUAAUUUGAUUCAAACAGUGAAGGUCUAGUUCAGUGUUCCUCAAAACAUGGUUCAUCAACCUACUGAAAUUGAAAUUUGGAAAUGGGGUCCAGAAAUGUUUAUUUACUAAUCAUCCCAGAUAACUUCUUUUUAAAAAUAUGUAUAUAUAUUUUAUGUAUUGACCUUUUAAAGAGAGAGAGAGAAACAUCAGUUUGUUGUUCCGUGUAUUUUUAUAUAUUCAUUGGUUAAUUCUUGUAUGUGCCCUGAUGGGGAGUGGAACCCACAACCUUGUUGCUUUGGGACAACACUGCAACCAACUGAGCCACCCAGCCAGGCAUAUUAUAUAUUUUUAGUUUAUUGAUUUGAGAGACAUUGAUUUGUUGGUGCACUUAUUUACACAUUCAUUGGUCAGUACUUGUAUGUGCCCUGACCAAGGAUCAAAGCUGAAACCUUGGUGUAUCAGGAUGACGCUCUAACCAACAGCUAGCCAGCCAGGGCCCCGAUAACUUCUGAGGACACUUAGGAUGCUGUACCUUUUGUCACUGUCCAAGAAUGCUAAAGAGGCAGAGUCUUCAGAGCUUCGAUGAACUACAGUUCACUCUACAUUUCAUAGAGCCUCCUAGAAAUACAUGUGGAAUUGACAGAAGUGAAUUUCUGCAUCUUCCUAAUUCUAGGAUUCAUUUCUAUUUUAUUUUUAACAUCUCUGAAAUUGGGAUAUGUCUUAUACAUGUAGGGGUUGUGGUGUGGUUGAUUCUGCGCGUAGACAAAGUUGGUUUGCAUCCCUAGUAGCAUGACUAGGCAAAGGGCAAGCUCUUGAUAUUUCGAUCAACAAACUAAGAACCAUUUGAGGAAGGAAUAGUUUAGUUGUUUUCUAUGAAUUUUUCAUUAACACUUUCUUGUAAGAUCAAAAAAGUGCCAGCAUAAGAACUUGGAGGACAGCUGUAUGUUUUCUAUUGCUGUAUAAGAAGUCACCACAAAUUCAGCAGUUUAAAGCAACAUCCAUGUAUUAUUUUGCAGUUCUGUGGGUCAGAAAUCCAUGCAGGGCUUGAUUGGGGUUCUUUCCUCAGGAUUUCACGAAGCUGAAAUCAAGGUGUCAAACGAGGCUCUGGAUCCUCCCAAACUCAUAUGGCAAAAUUCAUUUCCCUGCAGGUAUUGAACUUGUAGGCCUUCAAGGCCAACAGGAGAGAUCGUGUUUCCCUUAUCUCCCACUUCCAGACUCCCUCUCAAGAGCUCACCUGACUAGGUUAGGCCUAAUCAAAAUAUUCUCCCUCUGAUUAAUCCAACUGAUUACAGAUCUUAAAUAAACUUGCAGUAAUACCUUUGCCAGAGGGAGAUAAGAGUGAUGUCCUAGAAUACACACAGGUCCAGCCCAUUCUCAAGAAGCAUGUGCAACAAUUCUAUGAUUCCCACAUGUGGUGGGAAUCAGAAUUCUGCCUACCACAGUGACUUUUAGCAGCUUGGAAUAAAAUCCUGAAGACAACAAUGAAGCACUCUUAGGAAAUGCUGCAUUACCAGUAUUACUGGUGGGCCAAGAAUAAUUCUGUACGGAAAAUAACCUGCAUAUCCAUGAGCCAAAAAGAAAUCCACCAAUAUAUGCUAAAAUUAGUGGGCUAAAGUCUAAGCAGAAAAUGAUAUUUGUCUAGUCUCUGCAUUCGUUUUCUGGAGUUGCCACAAGUCACCGCAAACUGGAUGGCUUAAAACAAAUAUAUUCAUUCUGUCGCAGUUCUGGAGGCUGGAAGUCUGAAGUCAAAGUGUUGGCAAGGUGGGUUCUUUCUGGAGGUAGGAUGGCUCCCAUCCCCUCUUCUAGCUUCUGGCCAUUCUUGGCAUGCCUGCCUCAGUCUUCACCUAGUGUUCUCCCUGUAGGUCUCUUGUCUGAAUCUCCCUCUUCUGAGGACACUGGUCACCAGAUUAUGGUCUACCCUGAUCCAGCAUGACUUCACUCUAACUUGCUUACAUCUGCAAAGACCCUAUUUCCAAAGAACACCACAAUUCUGAGGUUCUGAGUAGAUGUGAAUUUUGAGAAGACACUCUUCAAACAAGUAUGGUCCCGAAGUAUCCCUCAAAUAGUAAUUAUAAAGGGAAAAAUAGUAAUUUUACUAUGAAGAAUCCUGGCAGACAUCACUGUAUCCAGCUGAUUAAGGUAAUGUGACCAAAACAAAAAGGGUUUCUAUGGAAAAUAACCUCACAUGGUGAUAUGAUCCUAAAUUCCUAACUGGGCAUGUCAUGGUGGGCAGUCACACCUCAGGCACAUAGCUUCUUUAGCAAAAGGCCUAUCUUUGCCUUAAGCAAGACAUGUCCAUUAUUUCUGUGCACGUAGGUUAACAUGCCAUUGAAAUGCCCCAUUUCAGACCCUUCCUUCUAAAGCAUAACACCCUCAAGAGAGCACAUAAUCUUAACUAUCCAGUAAUCAAAUCCCCGCCUUGCUUUCUCCCACCUUCAUGUAAUCCUUACGAUCCCUAAUUUCAAGUACAUAAAAGAAGCUGCACACUCAUUCUCAGUCUGUUGAGAUCUUGCUUCCAGGCACAUCCUCUGUUUGACUUAAAUUUUUAUAAGCUGUACAGGUUUGGACAUUCUUAUGUCAACAGUAAACAAUAGGACAUUUCAACAUGUACCCCCGGAGGAUGCAAUGAGUAGGGUAUAUCACCUCUGUAAUCUUUCAAAUAAUGCAUAACCUCAGUCUAAUCAAAGGAAACAUCAGACAAAAACAAAUUGAGGGACGUUUACAAAACAUCUCACUAAUACUGUUCCAAAGCUUCCAGGUCAUGAAAGACAAGGAAAGACUGAGGAAUUGUAGGAGGGAGGAGGCUAAGGAGGGUAGGAUCCUGGGUUUGACUCGGGGAGAAAUGGGUAUUAGAAAACUAGUGAAACCUGAAUAUACAUUGUACUUCAGUUAAUAUUGUGUCAAGGUUAAUUUUCUAGUUUUGAAAAUUGUUCUAUGGUUAGGUAAGAUUAACAUAGGAAACUGGGUCAAUGGUUUAUGGGAAAUUUCCGUACUAUUUUUCCAAUUCUUUUGUAAGUAACAUUAUCUCAAAUAUGCAUUCCCCAAUUAAUGAGGCUGAACAUAACUUCAAAUGUUUAUUUGUACAGGUUUUUUAAAUAUAGACAUUUAAGUCAUUCCCUCUUUUUUCCUUUUCUUGAACUUACGUACUAAUAUAUAUUCAUGAUACUAAUACGUUGUCAGUUUUAUAUUUUGCAAAUAUAUAUUCUUCUAAUCUGUUGACUUAUUUUGGAGUUGCCUCUUAGUGGAAUUUUUAAAAUAUGGUCAAAUUUAUUAAAAUAUUCAGAAGAGUUGGGCUUUGCAAAGAAAUUAUAGGAAUACCCUAACCAACUUACUUUGAUUUUUUUUUCACUUUAUACUCAAGAGAGUGACACAUAAAAAGUCCAGGUCUAAAUAAGUUUAAAAGAACUCUUAAUAAAUAUAAAAAUUCUAAGUAAUAAAAAUGUCAGUAAAAA
Phyllostomus discolor (pale spear-nosed bat) is the source of this 6637-nucleotide messenger RNA. RefSeq names its product suppressor of IKBKE 1 (gene SIKE1). The record is from RefSeq and is a predicted model, not a curated record. The transcript has 5 exons. The coding region runs from base 91 to 714 and encodes 207 amino acids. Lineage: Eukaryota; Metazoa; Chordata; Mammalia; Chiroptera; Phyllostomidae.